AUGGCCCAACGAAAGACUUGCGUCAUCUCGGCCUCGCCGGAACGCUGCAUACAAUUCCUUCACCGAGCGAAAAAACCUUCAACAUAUUGGCGGGAUCACAGGUGGACGGAGCCGUCGGGAAGAGCCGCGCUCGAUGAAUCGAAGGAUUAUCGAGCCUAUCUCUCGUCCAUUAUCAAUGUGAACAAUCAGGCGAUUGAUCAAGAAUACGCGGGUCGUAAGAUUAAUGAAGGUGGCAAGUUGAAGAGGCAGACAGCCACAACGAAUCUUCGUCUUGCUGUGACGAAGCAGGAACACGAGAAGCCGGUCAUUUUUGCCGCUCAAGAGGAGUUUGAAGUUUAUGAGGAUCAAACUCCGACAAAGGAGAAUUUGAACAAGUCAAAUAAUAUUCUUCAUGAGCUCGAGGAGCGACUUAAUCAGAAAAAUGAAAAAGAAAAUAGCCUGAAAGGCGAUCAGCGCAAACUCAGCGAGCACAAGCGAUUCAUGGAGACUCGGCACGAUUCAUCGGAAAUCAUGUCGGUUUGCGAUGAGUCGUCGAUUCAUCCGCCGUCGGUUUGCGGAACUAUCGGAUUCGACGAUGAUGAGAUUGAUAAGAUUUCUAUGCCAUCGGCGACGACGUCAAUUCGAUCGGAGUUCUCGCAUUUCACGAUGGGCGAAGAGCGAUUCGCCGAUUCGGACCUUCAGACGAAGUUUACGCGAACAUUGGCGGAACGCGAGCGAAAAAUUGAGGAAAUGUUCGCAUGCGAAGAAUAUUUUGCCGAUAUUUAUAAAUAUAUGUGUGACCGACAGACCAAAGUUCGGCCUUCUUCGCGGUACAUCGCCAAACAGCCCGACGUUACCGUCGAAAUGCGCGCGAUUCUUAUUGACUGGUUCAACGAUGUGACGAAUGAAUAUGGUCUUCAACAGGAGACGCUUCAUCUUGCCACAUCGCUCGUUGAUCGCGUUUUGUCGAAAUUCUGCGUUGAGAAGCAUCGACUUCAGCUCGUUGGCACCACGGCGCUAAUGAUUGCUUCAAAAUAUGAGGAGAUCUAUCCGCCUGAGCUCAAGGAUUUCUCGCACAUCACUGCUGAUACAUUCAAUGUUAAACAGAUUCUCAUGAUGGAGAAGUAUCUUCUCGCACAGCUUGACUAUGUCGUCUCGACGCCGACAAUCGCCUGGUUCGCAUCGUGUUUCGCGAGGAAGCAAGAAGCCAGCAAGCGUACCAAGCACGCAAUGGAAUAUAUGGUGGAUUUGUCACUUAUGGACUAUAAAAUGUUGGUGUUCCGACCGUCGCAUAUCGCCGCGGCAUGCCUUUGUUUCGCCAACGUGCUCACUGAUUGCGCGCCGUGGAGCCGGGAACUCGAGCAGACGACUUCGAUGAAUAUUGAGCAAUUUGCUGUGAUAUUGCCGGAAUUGCACAAGUUGUUCGUUGAAGCCCGCACCAGUGAAUAUUCAUCAAUGUUCACGCGAUAUUCUGAUAAUAUAUUCCACGCGGUCUCCCUUCUACCGCCACCGGAACACGUUUACGUGGUGCCGUCGAUGGCGAUGCGAACGAUGCGGCCGGAUUGGUUCAAGUAA
Caenorhabditis bovis is the source of this 1554-nucleotide messenger RNA. The record is from the annotation of a GenBank genome assembly. Lineage: Eukaryota; Metazoa; Nematoda; Chromadorea; Rhabditida; Rhabditidae.